This is a messenger RNA of Meleagris gallopavo (turkey), 3829 nucleotides long. It is a transcript of the gene ODF2, whose product is annotated as outer dense fiber of sperm tails 2. Gene Ontology annotation, biological process: regulation of cilium assembly. Gene Ontology annotation, cellular component: centrosome. The record is from RefSeq and is a predicted model, not a curated record. Lineage: Eukaryota; Metazoa; Chordata; Aves; Galliformes; Phasianidae.
CGGACCCGGCUGUGGAACGCGCUCGGCACCUCGCGGUUUCCCUCAUCCAUCGAAAAUGAAAUGACAUCAGUAUCUGCACAGAGCACAGUGUCAAGAGGAGCUAAAAGCCUUAAAAUAACUGUUUCCUUUCAUUGUAUUGCCCUUUCCCGUCUGUGGGAGAAGAGCCAUGAAGAACCGUUCCUCAUCUCCCCCUUUGCACGUCCAUGUGGAUGAAAACACCCCUGUCCAUGUCCAUAUUAAAAAGGGUCAGAAAACCACACCUGCAAAAUGCCAGCAAAAGCACAGACAUAAAAUGAAAGGGAAUGCUGUGAACGUGCGCCGAGCAGUCCAGGUGAAAACAAAGGCCCCCUGGAUGCCCCCAGGAAAAACAUCAGUCCUUGAUUCCACCUACAAAUGGGAGGGUCCAACUCACCGCCUGGAAAUUACACCUCCAGAUUCCGAAAAAAUGAUGUCAGUGUUGCGCCUGAGCGAUCUCUCUACGGAUGAGGAAGAUGCAGUUUACUGCAAAAUGAAUGAAUAUGAAAGGAAGAUAGAUAGCCUGAUGAAUGUGGUGGGAACGCUGAAGAAUGAGGCUAAGUUGCAGAAACAGGAGCAAAAGCAGCAAAUGACAAAACGUCUGCUGGAGGAGCAGAAAGAAGAACUGAAUGAGGUCACACAAGAGCUGGUAGAAACAGAACAUGAGAACACGCUGCUCAGGCGCAAUAUUGAACGCAUGAGGGAAGAGAAAGAUCUGACUGUGCUACAGAAGAAGUACUUGCAGCGUGAGAAAGAAUGCCUGAUGUCCAAGCUGAGUGAAGCAGAGAGGGAUGGAGCAGCAGCAGCCAGAGAGAUUCAUGCCCUGAAAAAUACAAUUGAGAGACUCAAUCUUGAGAAACACAUGAGCAGCUCAGACAUUAAUAUGCUGACGAGACAGAAAGAGCUGCUGCUGCAGAAACUGAGCACCUUUGAAGAAACCAAUCGUACACUCCGGGAACUUCUCAGAGAACAGCACGAAAGGGAGAGGGAUGCUCAGAAGAUACUGCAGAAGCAAGGUGUGCUGUUGAAAAUGUUGGCUGACUCAGAUACAGAGAAGUUGCAACUUCAGAUGAGGCUUCAGGAGAAAGAAAAAGAGAUCAACGAUCUUGCUAUUCAGAUACAGGAAGAAAAGGAACAGGCAAAGACAGCAGGUGAGCUCUCAAAAUCUUUGGAAUCUGUGAGAGGCCAUUUACAAGCACAGCUACGACACAAGGAAGCUGAGAACAACCGGCUGACCACGCAGAUCCGGAAUCUGGAGCGCAGUGAAGCUCAGCAUAAGGCAGAGGUGGAAUGUAUCAAGGAGCAACUGAAGGAACUAAGACAGAAGGCAGACCGUGAUAAAGAAGCCCUGAAGAAAGCCCUCCGUGCACAGAAGGAGCGGGCAGAGCGGAGUGAGGAGUGUGCAGGGCAGCUGGCUGUACAGCUGGCAGAAAAGGACAACUACGUUGCAGAGGCACUUUCUACUCUGGAGUCUUGGAGGAGUCGCUACAACAAAGUAGUGAAGGAUAAGAGCGACCUUGAAUUGGAGAUCGUUACAGUGAACAGCCGUAUUGCAGAUUUGCUAGAACAGCAGGCAGGCCUGGAGGACAGGAUGCGAGAGGACAGAGAUGCCUUGAUGGAUAAAUUGCACCAACAAACUACAGAGACCACUUCUUUCAGAAUGGAAAAUGAAAGACUAAAGGCUAGUGUGGUCCCAAUGGAGGAAAAGCUGAAUCAAGCACACAUGGAAGUACAGCAGCUCAAGAGCUCUGUCAGGAAUUAUGAAGAGUUGAUUGAAACCUACAAGUCACAGGUGUUGAAGACCCGCAUGGAAGCAGAUGAUGUGGCAGCAAAACUGGAGAAGUGUGAUAAAGAGAAGAAGGCACUUAAGGAUGAAAUGAACAAGGAGAUCGAACUGGCUCGCAAGCAGUUCCAGAGCCAGCUUGCUGAGUUGGAAAAGCUGCCUGAGAUCCUCAGGAUCACAGAGACACAGUUGGCAGAAUGUCAGGACCAGCUUCAGAGUUAUGAGAAGAAGAACAUGGACCUGUCUGUCAUGAUUGCAGAUCUUCGUCAGCGGAUUGAGCUCCAGGGGGACAAAAUGGAGAUGACAAAAGAGAGGUAUCAAUCUGCCCAGGAGGAGAAAAAGCAGCUCACCUUGAAGGUGGAGGAGCUAGAAAGAAAACUAGAAACAACGAGUGCCCAGAAUGUGGAGUUCCUUCAGGUCAUUGCAAAGCGUGAGGAGUCAAUCCAUCAGUGCCAGCUGAGGUUAGAAGAGAAGACCCGUGAGUGCAGCUCCCUGGCUCGUCAGCUGGAAAUGGCCAUUGAGGAUGCCAAACGACAAGUUGAACAAACUCGAGAACGAGCAACAUCCAGAGAGAGGGCAGCCCAGUCCAAGGUGCUGGAUUUGGAGACCCAGCUGAGUAGGAUUAAGACAGAGCUGAACCAGCUGCGUCGGAACAAAGAUGAUGCAGAACGACGCUAUGAAAGCCGCCUGCAGGACUUAAAGGAUCGGUUGGAGCAGUCAGAGAGCACAAAUCGCAGCAUGCAGAACUACGUCCAGUUCCUCAAAUCUUCCUAUGCCAAUGUGUUUGGCGACAGUGCCUUGCUGGGCUCUCCCAGCCGCUCUCGUUCUUCUUCUUGAGGGCUGUGCUCUCUGCACCUCUGCUUUUAAGCACAAAAUGAGCCCUAUAUCAAAGCCAUACGUUGUUUAGAAAAUGGGUUGAAAAUGGAGAAAUUUCAGGGUCACUUAAGGGAGAAGUGUUUUCUUUGCAACAGGAGAUGAUGGAAUGAUGGUGGCAUAGAAUCUUAGCGUGCAGAGCAUUAGCAGUGCUGGUUUGGUGAUGGAAGUUGGUGUUACUCUGUAAGCUGUGCCCCAAAACAGGAUGGUUUUGCAUAUGGUGAAAAAGGCCCUUUUCAUCCUAUUAGCUCUGGAUGCUUUCAGCUCUUUAAACCCAGCAGUGGUUUUACUUGUGUUAAUGUUUCACACUUCCAUUUUCCCCCCCCCCCCCUCUCUGUUUUCUGUACUGGGGGAGAUCAUGUGCUAUUUCUACUUCUUGUUGUUGUUACAUGCUCUGGUGGUACAGUGGAUGAUGGGAUGGUGGGAGAGAAUUCCACCCACCUCUCAGUGAAGCGUGAAGCUGAAAAUAAGGGACAUGCUUGGGGCUUAGUGCUUACAAGAGAUUAUCUCCUGAACCACUGUGGUGUUUGUAAACAGUUUUAUACCAGAAAUAAUGAUUUAUUUUUGUUUUGUUUUGUUUUUUUUUAACUUGACUCUCGUGUGCUCUGUGAUCCUCACGUUUUUUAGCAUGAUGCUAAUUUUGCUUUACCCCUCACCCCAAUCCUGGUCUCCUGAGCCUGAAUAGCCCCAGAACUGUGCCCAAACCAUCUGUAUUCAAAAGGAAGGCUGCAGCUCAACCUCAGCAGCACCUCAGCCGAGUCUCACUGUGAAUGCUGGAUGAAUUCAGCGUGUGCAUGAAAUACUGAUCACCUCAAAGCCCAUUGGAGAGUGGAGUGGUGGCUACUGCUGCUUCAUGCCUUCAUCAAACCCAACUGUGUGUCUCUGGAAACUCAGCUCUGUGGGGCUGUUCCUGCAGCUCUGUGCUGCCCUUCUGCUCCUCCCUGUGAGCGGUUCCUUAUGGGGACAAACGUAGACAUUGCUUUUAUUUUUUAACGCUUUUGUAUCUUAUUGCUGUGUCAUGGGGCACUAUUUGUUGUAAAGGUUUUCUAAGAUAAUCAUUAUUGGAGAAUUCUGUCAUUUUGUGUGUAACUUUUUUAAAAAAAAUCCUAAAGGUGCUAUGGUAAUAAAAAGAAAUAAACUAAAUUUUAAUUGAUUCUA